Botrytis sinoallii is the source of this 1884-nucleotide messenger RNA. RefSeq lists its product as uncharacterized. The record is from RefSeq and is a predicted model, not a curated record. Lineage: Eukaryota; Fungi; Ascomycota; Leotiomycetes; Helotiales; Sclerotiniaceae. Bases 1 to 1884 code for a protein of 627 amino acids. The transcript is spliced from 4 exons.
AUGCCUCGCAAUCGCAAAGGAAAUGGAAUCUUUGACUCUUAUGGUUUGCCAAAACCUAUCAUUGAAGUCGUGCAGACUACUGCCAAAACGACUGCUAGCACAAGUACCAGCACCAGCACCAGCACCAGGCACUUGAUCGAGUAUUCGGCGACACCGAACCAACCUUCAAGUCACAAUGAACAUACAUUGAGACAGAGCACGUUGAUGCCAAAGCUAGCAGAUGAGUACUUCAAGCAAAACUCGGUCAACUCUUUUUCUCCAGCACCGCCUGUUAAUAGUGAUGAGAUAGUCAUUGCGAAUGUGAAUGGUAGAAUGCUAUUCGCAGAACCAAUAGCAACCUACAAAAGUGAUGGUACAGGCAAAACCUUUGGAUUCAUUCGUCUCAAGGGCGAGAGGGUUAAAUUCAAAGCAGCAAGUGGUUGGGGAAGAAGAGAGUGUGACGAUUCAUUAAGGGACAACGAAUUUUGCUCAGCUGUAAGUUUCAUGAGUUCUGUUGGGGAAAGUAUUUAUGUUCUAGUUGUGAGAACUGGACCACAGGCAGUACUCUUCAAGUAUUGCAAUUUUUGCAAUUAUUUAGGCUUCAAACUUCGAAGAAAUUGCUGGGACAAAACUGAAAUCGGAAGAUAUGCGGCCUGCCAUGUUGAGAAGAAGCUCAUACUGAUGCUUGUACUGGAUUUGAUCUACGACCCAGAGACCGGCGAUAUUGCAAUGUUUAGAUUAGAAGAACUUUGGAAACUAAGACCGCCGCUCCGGGCACAAAUCUACAUCGAUAAAGACCCCUGUGAGGGUUGUAUAAAUUUUGCCACUAUAUUGAGGGAUUCGACGGGCAUCGAAUUCGAAAUAAUUGCUGCAAAAACUUUCGUGGAAGCAGAGUGGGUGAAGGUGAAUGGGAAAAAGCGGCUCCGGGGAAAGCAUACUGCACAAAAUGGACAAUCUCGAAUAACGAAGUACUCAAUGCCCAAGGCAAAUAAGUCAGGGAAGACGGUAGACAACAGCAUGCCUGAGGCUUCCCCAUCUUGGAAAAGCAAAUCUGAAGGGAAGCGGAAGAGAUUGUUGGACGAUUACGAUGACGAGUUUGAUGAUGGAUCAUCUAUCUUCCAUGCCAAUGAUUUGCAACCAAAGGCCAAAAGAUCAUACGGUCACCCUCGAACUGUCGAUCAAGUCAACGAAUCGAAGUCUAACUCAUCUGCCCUUCAUUUGAGGAGGCAAACCCCAACACACAACGUGCAGAAAGAUCUUUCUAGCAACACGCACUUGCCUUCAACUAAACAACGAAGCACAAAAGUGGAUAUGAAGUCCACGAAUUCUAGCCUGCCUUUGAAUUCGAUUAAAUACGCCAAAGUGCCUCCACCACGAGGUACAGCAGUGGACCAUUACUCUACUUCAGUAAGGAGUGGCAGGCUGCACGGCCAUGCUGUACCUUCUGAGCGAUCACGAGCAAUAGCAGAGUUUCAGCAGGCAAAAAGGAGUUUACUUUCCAAGCCUGUAGAUCGCAACUUGCCAAGCCGUCGCAACGUGCCAUCCAUAUCUUCACCCGCCCAAACAGAGUUUUACACAGCAUCUGAUGAUUUAGAUUCCAUGAGCUUGAGAAGUUCGAGAACAGCUUCACCUGACAGACCUGCGGAUAUUAAGGCGACGGAGCCUGUCACCCCUUCAAGAUCUGCCCAGAGCUCACGUGAACGAAACCUGAGCAAAGCUGCAACUCAUAGCUCAUCAUCAUCAAGGCAAGCCAGUUCCAGGAGCAUUGAUUUGACUACUCCCGAGCCAUCGCCAUUCUUAAAGAUCAAACACUAUAAAUACACACCACCUUUCAAAUCCAGUAGAGAUCACUCAGAGAAGAAGGCUGCUCCUAUCCCAUUCAAGCUUUCCUAUAACCUCGAUUAA